AUGAUUGGAAAGAGUGGUCUCUAUAGACCUGUCGUACGGCGGUGGAAUUUAAGUAGUAGUAGUAGUAGUUCAGAAAUGUUGUCUCAUUCAAACAAUAGAAAUUAA
Heterostelium album PN500 is the source of this 105-nucleotide messenger RNA. RefSeq lists its product as uncharacterized. The record is from RefSeq and is a predicted model, not a curated record. The transcript is spliced from 3 exons. Bases 1 to 105 code for a protein of 34 amino acids. Lineage: Eukaryota; Evosea; Eumycetozoa; Acytosteliales; Acytosteliaceae.